GUCGGGCGGGGGCGGGGGCGAAGGGGCCGGGAGGGAAGCGGAGGGAGCCGAGGACCCUGUGCCUGCCCCCCCCGGCGUGGUGCUGGGAGCAGGGGGGUUGCCCCGCCCGGCUGCAGGAGCCAGCCUCCUGCCUGGCUGCUCUCGGUCACGCCGGCUGCUGCUGGCCGGCUCCCUGCCGCUGGCGUGAGGCAGACGUGCCGGCCUCUCCUGGGCUGGGCUCCGGCCCCGCUCACGCGGCUGCCGGCGGCGGCUCCUGCCUGGUGCCGCGCUGCGCUCCCUGCCGCGGAGCCCAUCCCCUGACGCUGCCGGGGAGGGAGGCUUGAGAGGAGCAGCCGCCGCCUAAUGGCGAGCCCCGCUGGUUGUUUACCGUGGCUCCCGGGCGGGUUCAUGGUGACGGUCAGGGCUCUGCUCUUCUGGGCGCUGGUGUAUAGCUACUGCGCAGCCUGCGCCUGCAUAGAGCUGCUGAAACUUUUGUGGAGCAUCGGAAGGAGUCCAGGCAAGACCUUCCAGCGGAUCAUCCGGGAGAAUCCUCCAGCCUGCCUCAGUGAUCCCUCCUUGGGCACCCACUGCUACGUGAGAAUUAAGGAUUCAGGGUUAAGAUUCCACUAUGUAGCUGCUGGAGAACGGGGUAAACCACUCAUGCUGCUGCUUCAUGGCUUUCCAGAGUUCUGGUAUUCUUGGCGCCAUCAAUUGCGAGAAUUUAAAAGUGAAUAUCGAGUUGUGGCACUGGAUUUGAGAGGUUAUGGAGAAACAGAUGCUCCUUCUCACCAGGACUAUUACAAGUUAGAUUGCCUAAUUACAGAUAUAAAGGAUAUUUUGGAAUCUCUAGGGUACAAUAAGUGUAUGCUGAUUGGCCAUGACUGGGGUGGAAUGAUCGCUUGGUUAGUUGCUAUUUGUUAUCCGGAAAUGGUGACCAAGCUUAUUGUGGUUAAUUUCCCUCAUCCCUCUGUAUUUACAGAAUACAUUCUACGACAUCCUUCACAAUUGAUUAAAUCUGGUUACUACUUCUUUUUCCAAAUGCCUUGGUUUCCUGAAUUCAUAUUUUCAGUAAAUGAUUUCAAGAUUCUGAAAAACUUGUUUACCAGUCGGACUACUGGAAUUGGAAGGAAAGGCUGUCGAUUAACAGCAGAGGACAUUGAAGCUUACCUUUACAUCUUUUCUCAACCUGGAGCACUUACUGGACCCAUUAACCACUACAGAAAUAUUUUCAGUUGCCUACCUCUGCAGCACCAUGAGGUCACCAUGCCUACCUUGUUGUUAUGGGGAGAAAGAGAUGCAUUUAUGGAAGUUGAGAUGGCAGAAACUACUCGAAUUUAUGUUAAAAAUCAUUUCAGAUUAACUAUUUUGUCUGAAGCCAGUCACUGGCUCCAGCAGGAUCAACCUGACAUAGUUAACAAGUUGAUAUGGACCUUUCUAAAAGAAGAGACAAUAAGAAAAAGAGAGUGACUUUUUCUACAUGUUUUAAAGGUCUGCAUAAAAGCUCUUACAUUUAAAAAUUAAUUAUUAGCAGGACCAUAUUUCCAGCCUACCUUCUAAUUUGGGCUCUGUUAGGGAAAAGUGUUUUCAAUGUACUGUACGUAUUGACACCGAUGUUAGUACUAAAAGAAGAUAGUGUGAGAACAUAUAAUGUUAACAUUGGUUUUACCUGUAUUCUUGUAUUUUGCACAUAAAAACACCUGCCUUAAAAUGUAUGUGUUUGUACAGUAAGGAAAUCAUGGAAAGUUACUUGGUUCUGGUUUCUCACUUGCUUUACACUUGUAAUAUAUGGUGCCUUUCACAAACUUAUAAUGAAACACUGGCAGGCUGCCAUAUGAAAAGGAAGUCAGGUAUCAGCUGGACUAUCAGUUUUCAUUCAACCAGUUGAAUUUUUUUUUUUUUACUGUAUUGUACCAUUACAAAAGUUACCAAGUAUUUUAUUGUUUACAUUUUACUGUAUCAGUCUAAAGAAAACAAAUUUCUGGGCAAAUCUGUGGUCUUCAAGUGGUAUAUCACACAUACCUUGUUGUAUUGUGAAAUUACAGCUGUUUUAUGUGGUAUAUUUUCUUCUUAAUUGAAAAAAGGGAUCUGUCCACAUGUAACGUAUCUGGACAAGAAGAAUGGGAAAUGAAGAGCUAUAUAUUCAUGAUUUAUGUAUCAAAUCCACUUCUAUCUAAUAAAAUGUAAUUUAAAUUGUACCCUCUACCUGACUCUUUACAGAGAGAUUUGUUACUAAAGCUGAAUAGCAGUUUUGAAAA
Messenger RNA from Chelonia mydas (Green sea turtle), 2234 nucleotides. RefSeq names its product epoxide hydrolase 4 (gene EPHX4). Lineage: Eukaryota; Metazoa; Chordata; Testudines; Cheloniidae. The coding region runs from base 343 to 1446 and encodes 367 amino acids. The record is from RefSeq and is a predicted model, not a curated record. The transcript has 7 exons. Gene Ontology annotation, molecular function: hydrolase activity.